AGCAACGUAAACACUCAAAUACAACUGCAUGGACAUCUUCUACAUGCCUCUCCUUUGCCUCUUGGUAACCUUAUUGCUCUCAUCCCUCCGGUUCCUCUUCCACAAGUCCAAACCGGGGACAGGGCUGCCCCCGGGCAGGACAGGGUGGCCAGUGAUUGGUGAGAGCCUCGAGUUCUUCUCCAUGGGCCGGAAGGGCCACCCUGAGAAGUUCAUCUUCGACCGAAUGGCUAAGUACUCCCCCGCUGUCUUCCGCACCCACCUCCUUGGCGAGCGCACAGCCGUCUUUUGUGGCGCAACAGGAAACAAGUUCCUCUUCUCCAACGAGAACAAGCUCGUGCAGUCGUGGUGGCCAUUCUCUGUCGAUAAGAUCUUCUCAUCCUCCAUCCGAACCUCCUACAAAGAAGAGUCUAUCAAGAUGAGGAAAAUGCUCCCUAACUUCCUCCAACCCGAAGCCCUCCACCGCUACAUCGGGAUCAUGGACCACAUCGCCCGCCACCACUUCGCCGACGGAUGGGAUAACAAGAAGGAGGUCGUUGUCUUCCCUCUCGCCAAAAACUACACAUUCAGAAUCGCAUUCCGCCUCUUCCUCAGCAUUGAGGAUCCCAAACAACUCGACAAAUUUGCUAAGCCGUUCAAUCUGCUUGCCUCUGGUGUGAUCUCCAUCCCCAUUGAUCUUCCAGGAACUCCCUUCAACAAGGGGAUCAAGGCCUCCAACUUCAUUAGGAAGGAGCUCGUCGCCAUCAUCAAGCAGCGGAAGCUAGACCUCCCCAAUGGCAAGGUGUCGUCGUCGCAGGACAUCCUCUCGCAAAUGCUGCUCACCAGCGACGAUACGCAGGAGUUAGACAUAGCCAACAUGAUCCUAGCGUUGCUGACUGGGAGCCACGACACCGCUAGUUCCGUCUGCACCUCCAUCGUCAAGUACCUCGCCGAGCUACCCCACAUCUACGAGCGUGUCUACAAUGAGCAAGUGAAGAUUGCAAGAUCCAAAGCAGCCGGGGAGCUACUGAGUUGGGAGGAUCUGCAGAAGAUGAAGUACUCGUGGAACGUGGCGUGUGAGGUGCUGCGGUUGGCAUCGCCGUUGCAAGGGGCGUUCAGGGAAGCCAUUGCGGAUUUUACUUACAACGGCUUCUCGAUUCCAAAAGGGUGGAAGCUGUACUGGAACACGAACUCGACGCACAAGAACCCAGAGUUCUUUGCGGAGCCAACGAGAUUCGACCCGUCGCGGUUCGAGGGAUCGGGGCCGGCUCCGUAUACGUUCGUCCCGUUCGGCGGGGGAGCGAGGAUGUGCCCCGGGAAGGAGUAUGCAAGGCUGGAGAUAUUGGUGUUCAUGCACCAUCUGGUAACCAGAUUUAAACUGGAGAUGGUCUUUCCUGACGAGAAGAUUGUGAUGGACCCCACGCCUUUUCCUACUAAGGGCCUCCCUAUUCGUCUCUUUCCCCACACUUCAAUAUAGUAGAUGUGGACUAUUUAUUUAUAAGAAUAUAAUAAGAAAUAAAUAAAAUGUUUCAAAAAUAAAUUGCAUCCAUUUAUGGCUAUUUAAUUUCGUGAUCGGAUGGUCGGACCGUUCAUAAAUUGCAAUGUGACAAACUGACAAAGAAAAUAAACCUAUAAUUAAGAAUUAAACUUAAUUAGUGAAGGGUGUGUGUACGCAAUAUUUUCGUUUAAAACUCCCUCCUCACUUUAGGCGUUCCAAUUGAAUUCUGCAUGUAUUUUAAGAAAUAUAAAGGAAAGUUGAUGAAAAAAUAGUGAAAUAUGAGUCUUAUUUUUAUAUAUUA
This is a messenger RNA of Salvia splendens (bonfire salvia), 1775 nucleotides long. RefSeq names its product beta-amyrin 28-monooxygenase. Gene Ontology annotation, biological process: sterol metabolic process. Bases 29 to 1453 code for a protein of 474 amino acids. The transcript has 2 exons. Lineage: Eukaryota; Viridiplantae; Streptophyta; Magnoliopsida; Lamiales; Lamiaceae. The record is from RefSeq and is a predicted model, not a curated record. Gene Ontology annotation, molecular function: monooxygenase activity; oxidoreductase activity, acting on paired donors, with incorporation or reduction of molecular oxygen; iron ion binding.